GCGUUCGGGUAAUCGGCGCAGCCUCGUCAGUUCAGUGUGAGCCCCUUUUAGCGGGAGUUUUGAGGCGGGAAAGGGGAGGUGACUCCAGCUCGGCCCUGGCAACGAAUAGCGAAUAACGGCCGGGGCGGGGCGGGUGAUUUCUGAGGCAGCGGAGGCUGCGCUUGAGUACUGACUGACGCCUUAUUGCCUGCUCUUUCACAAUGAAAGCCAUGGAGGAUCAAGUGGUGCAAGAAGAACUAGGAUACCAGGAUGAUGAGGAAUCCUUGUUUCAGGAUAUUGACCUGUUACAGAAACAUGGAAUUAAUGUGGCUGAUAUUAAAAAGCUGAAGUCCGUGGGAAUCUGUACCGUCAAAGGGAUCCAGAUGACAACGAGGCGGGCAUUGUGCAAUGUGAAAGGGCUUUCAGAGGCCAAAGUGGACAAGAUCAAAGAAGCAGCCAACAAGCUAAUUGAACCAGGAUUCUUGACUGCCUUUGAGUACAGCGAGAAAAGGAAGAUGGUGUUUCAUAUCACCACUGGGAGCCAGGAAUUUGAUAAACUGUUGGGUGGUGGGAUUGAAAGCAUGGCAAUCACAGAGGCCUUUGGAGAAUUCCGAACAGGCAAAACCCAGCUUGCCCACACCCUUUGUGUGACAGCUCAGCUUCCAGGAGCAGAUCGCUACACAGGAGGAAAAAUUAUCUUCAUUGAUACUGAAAACACUUUCCGUCCAGAUCGUCUUCGUAACAUUGCUGAUCGCUUCAGCUUAGACCAUGAUGCAGUGCUUGACAAUGUGCUGUAUGCACGUGCAUAUACCAGUGAACAUCAGAUGGAGUUGCUUGACUACGUAGCAGCCAAAUUCCAUGAAGAAGCUGGAAUCUUCAAGCUAUUGAUCAUUGACUCCAUAAUGGCGCUCUUCCGUGUAGAUUUCAGUGGCCGUGGGGAGCUGGCUGAACGGCAACAGAAACUUGCUCAGAUGCUAUCAAGGCUCCAGAAAAUCUCAGAAGAAUACAAUGUGGCUGUGUUUGUGACCAAUCAGAUGACUGCUGAUCCAGGAGCAACUAUGACUUUUCAGGCAGACCCUAAGAAGCCCAUUGGCGGCCACAUCCUUGCUCAUGCUUCAACCACAAGGAUUAGUUUGCGGAAAGGAAGGGGGGAGUUGCGUAUUGCCAAGAUAUAUGACAGCCCUGAGAUGCCUGAAAAUGAAGCUACAUUUGCAAUAACUGCUGGAGGGAUUGGGGAUGCCAAAGAGUAGAUGGAAAACUGGUGCAAAUCUCCAUUUGAAAACAGCCCAUGCACCUCAGAUGAAACCAUGGUAUCCAAGGUCUGACUCCUUGGUUACUUAGUGUUUUUCAUACACAAUUUGGAAAGUUUAAAAUUAGAAGAAUGCCGGGAAGAGCUUUUUAGGUAUCAUAUUUCAAUAAUCUUAACAGUUCCUGGUUCACCUUAGUGCUAUUUUAAAAUGAUCUUUCAAGCAGCCAGAAGUUGAAAAAGCACAGAAAUGUGACUUAUUCAAGGAAUACUUUCCUAGUGGUUCAGGAGAAGCAAAGCCGUUUUGUCACAUGGGCUUAAUGUGCACUUUUUAUAGUUUCUUGGGAAAGGAAUGUCUUUGGAAUAGAAUAUAUUGGCAUGGAAUGGAACAGCAUUGAAACACAGUUUUUAAAAAAUAAUGAGUAACUAACAGACAGAGGGAAAGUGCAGUGAAAGAGAGAGAAGAAUGGGUGAACUUUCUAAUGUUUCAUUGACAGUAGAGGAAUGAUAGUUGCUUGAAAAGAUUUUUAGAAAUCUUGAUUCGAUUAUUUAUUUGUUUUUAAAGUGCCUGUAUUUUUGUUCUGGAAUAUUUAAAGCUGUUGUCUAUUUUUUAUAUCUAGGAAAAAUGCUAAAUUAAAACAUCUCUCUUUAUGCUUGUGUGCAGUACAGCCAACACAUAGUUUGAGUGAGAUCCUGGUUCUGUGAGUAGUCUCACAGAUUUUGUUGUGAGAAUUUGCAUGAGUAAACUAAUGAGAUAUAGCCCAACAUUAUAAUGCUUCAAAUAUUUUUUAAAAAAUAAAGA
Molecule: messenger RNA, 2027 nt
Organism: Chelonoidis abingdonii (Abingdon island giant tortoise)
Lineage: Eukaryota; Metazoa; Chordata; Testudines; Testudinidae
Source: RefSeq, a predicted model, not a curated record